UUAUCCCUCACAAGUCACAGGGAGGAGUCGAAAAGAGUCAAUACCAGCCGCGCCACCGCUCCCUCGCUGACCUGCCCGUGUUCGCCCCUCUCGCCGGCCGCCGACCCGCCCCUGCUGCUCACCGCUCCAGCCUCCGCUCAUCCCAAGCCUUCCACCACAACCCCCCACCCCUGCUCGCCCGCGCACCCAGCUCACCAGCGCACCCGUCUGGGGUCUGCCUGCCGCUUCUCCCUCCCGUGCAGGUGCAGGGGAAGAGGCAAGGAGGGCAAGACCGGGGCGCAGUGGGGAGUACGGAGGAAGCUGGUGCAGCGUGGGAGAGAGGGAGCUGGAAAAGAAGGAAGAAAGGGGGGCAGUACAAGGGGGACUUGGGAGGAGGAAGAAGGGGGAAUAUUUUGAGUAUAUGAUCAAUUUCGCCGUCCAAUCCAGAUGUGCGCCAACCAAUUCGCUAUGUUCUUGUGUUGCUCUGUGCGAACGAAACUUUAAACUGGAACAGGUUGAGGAGCUGGCUUCACUCAUCAAGGACAACCUCUACAGCAAGCACCUCGUCCUCUCUACUGAGGAAACCCUCGUCGGGAUCCUACAGAACCAGUACCACAACUCUGACGAUGACGAGGAUGAGGACGAUAUAGUGGCAGCAUACCGCGGGACAAAUAGGAAUAUCCUAGAGCUCCAACCUGCCAGCUCCUAUCAACGUCUUCUUUUGCAUCGCCUUGCCGACAUCUACGGGUUUGUUCAUGAAUCUGUUGGUGAAGGUGAAGAUCGACACUUAGUUCUCCAGCGCUGCCCUGAAACUGCCAUCCCACCUGUCCUCGUAAGCGACGUAUUAUGGGAGUAUGACAACAAAGAUACAUCGACAUCUGUUGUAGUGAAGAGGAAAGAUACAGAUCUUGAAGAAGCCUGGAAGGAAGAUGCCCAAGAAAAUAUUUCUGCUGAAAUCUCGCAUUUGAAAAAUGAUGCAGAUUUGAAGGCUUUGCAAAAGUCAGUUGCACCCCCAGCACCGUCACUCAAGGAGAGGGAAGCUGCUUAUCGAGCUGCUCGCGAGCGUAUCUUCUCAGCGCAUGAUGCCAAGGGAAAUGGGACAGCAGUGGCAAAACCUAGGCAUGUUCCUGCUGUUGCUCAACGGAUGAUCGCGCAUGCACUUGGCAAAAAAGUUGAGAGCCCGACAGAGACAGCAGCCGUGAAGAAUGGCAAAGGAAAGGAGCCAGCGGAAAGUAGUAGGAACAAGUUAAACCCACGCACAGCAGGUGGCAAGGAAGAUAGCAGGUAUGUUGAGAAUGGCAGAAUGAGGUUGCACACCGGGAAUCCAUGUAAGCAGAGCUGGCGUACAAGUAACAGUAGAGCUGCUAGUAGUGUUAGUCCUGAUGAACUGAAGAGGGAGCAGGUUGGAGCGGCAAAGAGGAUGUUUGUGCAUGCCCUGCGGCUGCCUGGUGUUGAAGGAAGUGAUGGUCCGGUGCGGAAAGGCAAGUAAGAGUCGAGUUGAGAUGGGAGGUGUAAUGUAGGUAUUAGGAUGGAGUGAAAUGGCAACUCUGUGAUGAUUUUCAUCUGGUGAUACUAUGCUGGUAUAAGAUGAGAUGGAAGGCCUGGUAUCCCUUGGUGGAAGAAGUUGAAGCGCAAAAUGCAAUGCUGGGGAUAUGCAAGUGGAAGAAGUUGAAGCGCAAAAUGCAAUGCUGGGGGAUAUGCAAGUGGAAGUGGUGAGAGCUAGCUGCUUGCCGAUGGCAGCAGUUGUGGCAAUAUUGAGUGCAAUUGACAGGUCUUUGUUUGUUUUGUUUUUUUUUUUGCCAGAAGCUGCAGUUUAGCAGGUCCUUAUUUUCGUCAGAAGUUACAAAGAGAGAAUAUGCCAAUUUUUAGCUUUAUAUUUUGCUGAAGGCAGACAAGUUGUAGAGGAAUAUGCUGAUCCUUAGAAAGAACUUUGUGUAGCCUAUUUGGAUGGUUUCAGACUUUCAGUGAUAGAGUCGGAGCAAUGUUGGUCUCAUUUUCGUUUGCUGCUGGUUACUUGUAUUAAUACAUUAUAGAAAAUGAGUACAUAAAUAUACAUGACGA
This is a messenger RNA of Oryza sativa Japonica Group (Japanese rice), 2040 nucleotides long. RefSeq lists its product as uncharacterized. Gene Ontology annotation, molecular function: nucleic acid binding. NCBI's taxonomy places the organism in Eukaryota, Viridiplantae, Streptophyta, Magnoliopsida, Poales, Poaceae. The record is from RefSeq and is a predicted model, not a curated record.